Lepisosteus oculatus (spotted gar) is the source of this 7083-nucleotide messenger RNA. RefSeq names its product centrosome-associated protein CEP250. NCBI's taxonomy places the organism in Eukaryota, Metazoa, Chordata, Actinopteri, Semionotiformes, Lepisosteidae. The record is from RefSeq and is a predicted model, not a curated record.
GUCGGUGAAUUUGAAUCCGGUUAAAAAUGGUUUUGUAGGCAAUAGUGAAGUAGUUUGGAAAAGUUGUUUUUAAUAGUAUGCGUUCCCCGGGAAAAAAAAUCAGGAAAUAAACUGCACCAGGAAAUCGGACAUGUCACGUCCAUUUUUCUGUUUUACAUUGGGUACAUUAGGAGAUCAUGUCAGUGAUCCGUCACGUCUACAGAUUGAGCCAUAGUUGUUAGCCCUGUUUCAGCUCCUGCUAGAUAGCAUGGAUACCAGCCAGCUGGUUGGAUGGGGAGAGGAGAAGCAGGAGAUCAAGGCCGAGCUCUCCAAGCUGCAGAAUCUGUUAGCUGAGAGCCGGGCAGAGAGAGACGAACUGGAGGCGAGGAACCAGAUUCUGAAAGACAGACUCUCUGUCUCUCUGGACCCGUCUCUUUCUCUGUCCCUCCGACACCGGCUGGACUGUGACCAGCGGGAAUUCAGGAGGAAACUGCGGGAAUGUCGGGAGAGGGAGGGGAGACAGGCCGUGCUUGUGCAGAAGCUCCAGAAUAAAGUGUGCGAGUACCGAGCCCGUUGCCAGCAGCUGGAGCAGCAGCUGAUGACCAAGGACAGCGAGCUACGCCACAAAGAGAUGAGAAUUCGAGAUGAGCACAGUGGCAGUUUAGAGAGCGCCCUCAUCAGGUUGGAAGAGGAACAGCAGAGGUCUCUGGGGCUUGCUGAGCUGAACGCACUCCUGCGCGGUCAGCUCAACCAAUCGUGCGAAGUGAAUGAAGCCCUGAGAGAGGAUCUGGGGAAGCUGACAGCUGAUUGGACAAGAGCCGUAGAGGAAGUGGGACUGAAAGAAGCCGACUGGCAGAAAGAGAGGGAGUUGCUGACAGCUCACAUUAGCCAUGAGCACGAUCGCCUGCUGUCUCUGUGGAGAGAAGUAGUGGCUUUUCGGCGUCACUUUCAGACCAUGAAGACUGCCACUGACAGGGAUCUCUGGGAGCUGAGGGCGGACUUCUCGCGCUUGUCCACGUCCCUGCUUUCCAGCUGGGGGGCGCUCGGCUCCAGCCUUCCCCCAGCCCCCCUGUCCGACGCGUCCGCCCCCUCCUCCCUCCCCCGGCCCCCAGGUCUCACUCUUCAGGACCUCGCCGACGAGCUCCGCGAGAAGGAGCAGGAGGCCGCGACGCUGCGCCUCCAGCACGACGCGGAGAACGAGGAGCUGAGGGCCAGGAUUGCAAACCUCACUGCCUCCCUGCAUUCCUUCGAGCUUGAGAGAGAGGAGUGGGAAACGCAGAGGCAGAGAGACCUGGACAGAACCCGAGAGACAGAAAUGGAUUUGGAAUCAGUCCGAGAAGCCAUUGAGAAGCUGUCAAGGGUUGUCUGCAGUCAAAAGGCUUAUGGGAUGGCUGCAGCUCUGUUCCCAUCAGCACCUUUGACAGAGGAUCUCCCAGCCCUCCUGAGCGCCAUCGCUGAGGCUGAAAGCACCCUUCAGUGGAAACACCAGAAGCUCCAGGAAGCAGAAGUGUGUCUGAAAAAGGCAGUAACAGAACGAAUGAGCGACCGCGAGGCACUCGAGCAGCGAAUCAAAGAGCUGGAGCAGGAGGGGGAGGAGCUAAUGGAAAGGUUGGAGAGAGAAUCCCAGGUGCUGAGAGACGCACAGGAGUCGUUACAGAGUGAGAAGGCAUCGGUGGCCUCCUGCAAAAAACAGCUGGAAGAGAUGGAGCGCCAGACUGAGGAGCUGAGGAGGGAGAACGAGUAUCUGAGAAGGCAGAGAGAGAAAGAGGAGGAGGGGAGGAGAGAGCUGGAGAAGGAGAAAGAGAAAUGGCUGCAUGGUCAGGAGCUGGAGAACACCCAGUACAGCGAGAGAGAGGCCGAGAGGAGACAGGAGAUACUGGCCCUGAAGGAGAUGCUGGAGAAGGCCCGGAUGGACAGAGUCCUGACCGAGCAGGAGAACAGUGAGCUGAAAGACGCGCUGUUCACGGCCCGGGACUCUGUCUGUAGCCUGUCUGUUUCUCAAGACCAGCUAAAGAAGGAUUUGGCUGACUCUCGGGAUGCCUUGGAGAAGAUGGCAGCACUGAAUGAAGUACUGGCUGCAGACAAGAGAGACCUUAGUGCUCACAUGCUUCAGCUGGAGACGGAGGUGACUAGUUUACGAUCCCGGCUGGAGUCUCUGACGUCCGAGACCCUCUGUGUGAGGCGGGAGCUGAAGGCGGUGUCCGAGGAGGCAGGCGAACUCAAGGCCCAGCGGGCCACGAGCAAGGGCUCACUGCGUCAGGCCGAGGAGAGACAAGGCGAGCUGGAGAGAGAGGCUGUCAAGCUGAGAGAGGAGAGGGAGAGAGACCAAGAGAGACUGGAAGAGCUGUCCCGGCUCCACGGCGCCGCCUGUUCAGAGCUGCAGGCUCUGCGGGAGGAGCUGAGCCGGAUCUCGGCGCUCCAAAGCCGCGCAGAGCGGGAGAAGGAAGCUCUGCUCCGGGAAGGAGAAAAACUGGAGGCCGGGAUGAGGAUUCUGGAGAAAGAGAAAGAGGGACUGGAGGACGAGAGACAGGAGCUCAGGUCGCAUGUUGAGUCUCUGCAGGUUCAGCUCUCAAACACCAAUCAGAGGAACUCCAACCUGGAAAUACUGCAAGGCCAACUGGAGGUCAAAGUUCAAACGCUACUUCAGGCAAAGGAAGUUCUGCAAGGUGAGAUCCAAUGUCUGCGCGCAGAGCUGGAGAGCGAGACUUCCCGGGCAGAGCAGGAGCGGGAGAGACUACAGAGGACGACGGAGCAGAGCCGGAGAGAGACGGAGAACCAAGAGAGGGAGAUCCAGAGGCUCCUGCAGGCCCUGAGCACGCUGGAGGACAAGAGGAGGAAGGAGGACGAGGCGAGACAGGGGGAGAGGGAGGGCUGGCAGAGAGAGAGGGAGGAGCUGAGUUCAGAGCUGGGGGAGCGAGACGGGGAGGUGGAAACGCUGGGGAAGAGGCUGGAGGCCCUGCUGCGAGAAAAAGAGGAGCUGACGGCGAGGGACGCCGAGAUCGAAAAGCUCCAGGCGCGGUUGGGAACAGAGCGCAGGGCCAAGGACGAGAAAAUCAAAGAGAUCAAUGAAGACGCCGCCAGGCUGGGAGCUAGAGUGCAGGCUCUGGAGCAGGAGAGAGAAGGGCUGAGGGGCAGAGUAGAGGAGCUACAGGCUCUGGAGGGGCAGGCACGCGCACUGGAGCAGGACAAAGAGGAGUUCUCGGCACGGCUGAGGCAGAAAGAGCUGGCCCUGAGGGACCGGGAGGUAGAGAUCGAGGGCUUAAAGACCAGGUUGCUCGAUCUGGAGGGAGAAAGAGGCAGGCUGGCGUCGGCCCUGCAAGGGAGAGAGGGCCUGGAGGGCAGAUUGGCCGCACUGGAGGAGAUCAACUCAGAGAUGAGGCAGAGGGAGCGAUUGAUACAGCAGGCCCUGAAGGAGGAGGAAAAGAAGGUGCAACAGAGGGCGGAGGAGAUGGAGCUCCUCAGGAGCCUGGGGAGAGAAAGGGAAGACAAGCUAAGGAGGGACCUUGGACAGAGAGACUCCGAGGUAGGCCGGCUGAAAGCCAGGGUGGAGAUGCUUGAAAGAGAGCAGGAAAGAGACAGAACACAGGUGGAAGAGCUCCAGAGGCAAUCCGAGAGUCAGAGGGCCCUCCUGAGGGACAAGGUGGAAGAAGUGGAGAGGCUGAAGGGAAGACUGCACAGGGAGAAGGAAGAGGUGUCCGUAAGCGUCCGGCAGGGGGAGGAAGAGGCCGCGAGGCUGAGGGUUAGAGUCCACGAGCUAGAAAGACUAGCAGAGGGGCUGAGCAGCCAGCUCGGGGAAGCAGAGAGCCAGCUUGAGAGGGAGAGAGCUCUCUGGAUGGAGAAAGAAGAAGAGCAGAAGAGUGCAGUUGAGGAACUUGAGAACGCAGAGGGAGAGGUGAGGAGGCUGAGCGAACGACUGGAUGAGAGCGAGAGGGAGCGGAUGAGAGUUUCUCGGUGCGUCGAAGAGCGGGAGGGAGUGGUGGUGAGUUUGAAGGAGAGAAUGGAAGAGAGGGACAGGGAGAUGGAGAGGAUUUUGGAGCGGCUCGGAGAAAGGGAGGGAGAUUUGGAGGAGCUGAGAGCAAGGUACGAGGAAAGUUCCCGCAAGUGGGACGAGGUCUCCCAGUCCGUCAGAGAGCGGGAGCAGGAGAUGGAGAGGGUUAAGGAAACGGCAUGCAUGAUGGAGAAGGAGCGGGAAGGCAUGGCAUCUCGGCUGAGUGAGAGGGAGACCGAGAUUGAGAGGCUGAACAGGAGAGUUGGGGAGGUGCAGGAGCUCCAGCGAACUUUGUUGGAAGAGAGAGGGGGACAAGUGAAGCUGCUGGGAGACCGUGUGCAGGACCUCGAGGCUGAAAGGGAUCGUCUUCUCGCUGAGAUCAGAAGGAAGGAUGGAGAGGCUGCUGCUCUGACAGACGAGAUUGAGCAAGCAUGCCGAGAGAGAGGGAAGAUGAGUGACUCCCUGAGGCUGCAGGAAGAAGAGAUGCGAGAGCUGAAGGAGGUGGAGGAGGCCAGAUUAUCAGAGAUAGAUUCUUUGCAGAAGCGAGUGGGAGAGAUUAACCAGGAACUGGAGAAGACGAGAGCAGAAGUGCGCGAGAAGCGGCAGGAGAACGCGAAAAUGCGAGAUGGGCUGCAGGACAGCAUUCGAGAGAUGGAAACCUUCAAGGAGCUACUGAAAGGCAGCCACCAAGAAGGGGAGAAGCUGAGGACUCUUUUGAAAGAGAAGACGGAGGAAUUAGUGAGGGGCAGAGAGGAGCAUUUGAGAGUAGCCAGGCGAGAGACUGAGGAACUGAGGAACAGGAUAAAGAUCCUGGAGCAGGAGAGGCAGGAGCUGCGUUCUCAGCUGCGACAGAGAGACAGAGAGAUGCUGAACGAGAAGGAGGCGAAAAGCAGAGAAACGGGCGCCCUCAGGGAAAGACUGGAGGAGGCCCAGGAGGAGGAGAAAAGGCUUAGGGCUGCGCUGAGGGACAGGGAAAGUGAAGUGGCCAGACUGAGGGACACGGCUGGGAACCUGGACCAGCAGAGGGCUGUUUUUAGUUUGGGGAUCACGGAAAGGGACAUGGAAAUUACUGGUCUGAGGGAGACGGCUAAGGAAAUUGAGAGAGAGCUGGACGUACUCAAAGAAGAAAAGAGCCAGGAAGUAGAACGAUUGAAGGAGCGCAUGGUCACCCUUGUGAAGGAAGGAGAAGAGAAACUGGGGAGACUGGAGAGGGAGGCUGCAGUUCAGAGAGAGGAGGGAAGGGAACAGUACCUCAGGGAGCAGCAGCUGCGGCGAGAGAGGGAGUCCGAGAUCGAGCGGCUGAAGACGAUUGCCUCAGAAAAAGAAAGGCGAUUGGAGCUGGUAUCUAAAUCUCUGAAAGAAAGGGAGGAAGAGGUGGGGAGGCUGACGGAGAGUAGGGAAGAGACUGAAAGAGAGAGGGCCAGGGUGUUGGCACGCCUGAAGGAGCGAGAGAGAGAAUUUGAAAGGCUGAGGGAGAGAGUGGAGGCACGGGAGAAGGUGGCCGUGGAAGGCAGCCGACGCGAAGCCCUUCUGAGGGAGGAGAUGGAGGUGGAGAAGCGCCGCAUUUUGGCACUGGAGACUGAGAAAGAGAAGCUGAGGGCCCGAGAAUCCCAGCUCUUGAAAGAAGCUGCAGAGAAGGAUAAUGAGGAGUCGAAAAGUCUGGUCGCUGCGCUGGAACGAGAAGAGAAGGCGAGGGUCACCCUGCGCGAGAGAGACAGGGAGCUGCUGGAGCUGAAAGACAGCUUACAGACCCGGGACAGGGAACGGGAAGACUUCCUCUCAAGGACGGAGGAAGAGACGAAAAGGCUGAGAGGGAGGGUGUCUUCCUUACUGGUGGACAAGGAGGAAUCUGCUCAGGUCCGCAGAGAAUUGGAAGCAGAGGUGCGUGUGCUGAAGGACAGAGCCGAGGAGCUGGUGAGGGACAGAGAGCGGUUGCGGAAGGCACUGGAGAUGACAGAGGGGACUCUAAUCGAAUGGCGUGAGCGCAUUAAGGAGCUUGAACAGGAGCCAAAGGCCUCAGCAGCACCUCAGCUUCUGCAGGAGGAGAAGGACGCCUCUCCACCAGAGGGCGCCUCUGCCCCGGAGAGGCUCCGUGCCAUGCAGCAGGCCGUGGCCCAGCUGGAGCACGACAAAGAGCAUCUGGAAGCAGAGAGGAGGCGUCUGGAGCGGCGCGUUGAACGACUGAAGAGGGAGCGAAGCCAGUUGAGAGAAACCCUGACUCAGGUGGAGGAGGAGAGAUUAAGACUGCGACACCAGCUGUCACACUCGGACUCAGCGAAUAAAAGUCAGGCCAGCUCCGAGCAGGUGCAGUCUGAAGAAGAGCAGAUGGGUAGACUGAGAGCUCGGGUCAGAGAGCUGGAGGAGCAGGUGCAUUACCUCAGAUUAACUCUGGCCAUUGAUUUUCAAGAGAGGGCCGAGUUCAUCGAACGCGCUUCCAGAAACAACCAGUGGUUGCUGGGCCUGAGGCAGGACCUGAGUGACUCUCUGGCACAGGUGUCGAAGAAGCCCCUCCCCUCGGUAAUGGAGAUGGAAACUCAGCGAUUGGACAGGAGUCUGAGGGAGGAGGAGCUCCGCUUGUCCCUCAGCCAAUCGUAAAAGAGCAGGAAGCAAAAAAAGGCUAAGGCAAUUUUGCACUGAAGAUGGAAAUAAUUUAACACCUUUUAGUUGACUUCUCCCCCCCAAAAAACGUUUACCAGUUUACUUACAGCUUCCUUGUUUAAAUGCACAUCCUGUUUCACGCAUACAGUAUGGGUUUUGAAGCACAAAGUCUCUUGAACUACCUGUCAGACACAGAUAACUUAGUUAAUUACAUGUGACUUCUGUCCUCUAACAGUAUAUUCACUAGAGUAUGUACAGUAUAUGAAUUAAAAAAACCUGUACUGAGGCAGCCUGUGUGUACACUUGUAUAUGCUUGACAUAGGAUAUGAUAUUUACUGUAACAUUAAUUUAGAAAGUUCUCAUAAGCUUGAAAGUGUCCUGUAUGAAUUUGUAAAUAGUUUACCUUAUUUAUAUUGUAUGCACAGUACCUUAUAAACCAAUUUAACCCCUGUACAUCCUAAGAUCUUAACAUUUUUUUAUUUUUGUAAUUUAAUGACUUUUCCUGUAAAUGUAAAAAA